This is a messenger RNA of Neofelis nebulosa (Clouded leopard), 441 nucleotides long. Its product is annotated as testis-specific Y-encoded protein 3-like. The coding region runs from base 1 to 441 and encodes 146 amino acids. Gene Ontology annotation, biological process: nucleosome assembly. Gene Ontology annotation, cellular component: chromatin; nucleus. The transcript is spliced from 4 exons. The record is from RefSeq and is a predicted model, not a curated record. Gene Ontology annotation, molecular function: chromatin binding; histone binding. Lineage: Eukaryota; Metazoa; Chordata; Mammalia; Carnivora; Felidae.
AUGCACAGCCUCCUGUGCGUGUCUAGCAGAGCCCUGCGCGAUCCUGAGACCCCGUGGGCCUGGACGCAGCCUCAGUUUGUGAACCACCCUCAGAUGUCAGCCCUGAUUAGUAAGCCCGAUGCAAGCAUGCUUCGCCACAUGACCAAUUUGAAGGUGGAGGAACACAAGUUUCCCAGGGAAUGCCGGAAGAUCCUGCUGUUUUUUGGCAAGAACUCCUACUUCCAGAAUGAAGUCGUUACGAAGGAUUAUGUCCUAGGCCUUGAUGGGUAUAGGGCGUCUCAUUCCAGUCCCAUCCAGUGGCACCCAAGGUACAGACAGGAGGCCUACAGACGCAGGCAUGACAACAGCAGCCUCAACUUCUUCAACUGGUUCUCUGACCACAGCUUUGCCGGCUCUAGCAGGAUUGCUGAGGUGGGGCCCUGUAACAAGGAAGGGAGGUGA